AUUGCUGAGCGUUUGUUGUUGCAAAGGGGUGGUGGCGCUUAAAGGCGAAAUCAUGUCCGGUCGCGGCAAGCAGGGAGGUAAGGUGCGGGCUAAGGCUAAGUCCCGGUCUUCUCGCGCGGGGCUGCAGUUCCCUGUCGGCCGUGUGCACCGCCUGCUUCGCAAGGGUAAUUAUGCUGAGCGAGUGGGAGCCGGGGCUCCCGUCUACUUGGCAGCAGUGAUGGAGUACCUGACAGCUGAAAUCUUAGAGCUGGCCGGGAACGCAGCCCGCGACAACAAGAAAACUCGCAUCAUCCCCCGCCACCUCCAGCUGGCAGUCCGCAACGACGAGGAGCUGAACAAGCUGCUCGGGGGAGUCACUAUUGCCCAGGGGGGCGUCCUGCCCAACAUCCAGGCGGUGCUGCUGCCUAAGAAAACCGAGAGCCACAAAGCCAAGGGCAAGUGAGAUCUGCGGAUUUGGACCUAGACUUAGAGACAUUGCAAAUACCCAAAGGCUCUUCUAAGAGCCACCCAC
Messenger RNA from Alligator mississippiensis (American alligator), 511 nucleotides. RefSeq names its product histone H2A.J. Lineage: Eukaryota; Metazoa; Chordata; Crocodylia; Alligatoridae. Gene Ontology annotation, molecular function: protein heterodimerization activity; structural constituent of chromatin; DNA binding. The transcript has a single exon. The record is from RefSeq and is a predicted model, not a curated record. The coding region runs from base 53 to 442 and encodes 129 amino acids. Gene Ontology annotation, cellular component: nucleosome.